UCUCUGAGAAGUGGAACUGCAGACACACCAGCUCACUUAUGAACACACCAAGCUGCAAAGUUUCCCGUGAACAUGGCAGAGUUUCAUGUCUUUGAAACACCUCUAUCAGGUUUUAAUUUCGAGAACUCGGCAAGAAAUGUUGUAUUGGACAAUGCUUUGGGUGAUGGGAACAGCAAGACGCCCAAACCUGUAAAAACAGGGACAACGAUCGCAGGACUGGUGUUUAAGGAUGGUGUGGUCCUGGGAGCUGAUACGAGGGCUACCUCCAGCGAAGUAGUUGCUGAUAAAAUGUGUGCCAAAAUUCACUACAUCGCUCCGAAUAUAUAUUGUUGCGGAGCAGGGACAGCAGCGGACACAUUUAAAACUACAGAACUUCUCUCUUCCAACCUCGCUAUUUUCUCCUUGAACAGCGAGAGGAACCCCAGAGUCACCAUGGCAGCUCAUAUAUUACAGGAUACGCUCUUUAGAUAUCGAGGUAUGAUUGGGGCACAUUUAAUUCUCGGAGGGGUUGACUUCUCGGGGAACCAUCUCUACACAGUGGAUCCCUAUGGAAGCAUAGAAAAGCUUCCAUAUCUUGCCAUGGGGUCUGGCAAUUUAGCUGCUAUGGGCAUCCUGGAGGACAGAUUUAAAGCCAAUAUGGAGCUAGAUGAGGCAAAGGCACUGGUGUGUGAUGCGAUCCACUCUGGCAUUAUGAGUGAUCUUGGUUCAGGCCACAACAUAGACCUGUGUGUGAUCAGCAAACAAGGGGUUGAUUACAUUAGACCUUAUCAGGAAUCUGAGUACAAGGAUACAAGGAUGAAGAAGUAUAAGUAUAAGAAAGGUACCACUCCAGUUUUGACAGAGAACGUGGUUCGCCUGGAACUGGAGCUUCUGCAAGAGACAGUUCAGAAGAUGGAGACAGCCUGAGCUGAGAAAACACAAUGGUUAUACAUAUAAUGAUAUUGCAAUAAAUUCCUGAUACAUGAUGCAUA
This is a messenger RNA of Silurus meridionalis, 971 nucleotides long. It is a transcript of the gene psmb13a, whose product is annotated as proteasome 20S subunit beta 13a. The record is from RefSeq and is a predicted model, not a curated record. NCBI's taxonomy places the organism in Eukaryota, Metazoa, Chordata, Actinopteri, Siluriformes, Siluridae. The coding region runs from base 73 to 906 and encodes 277 amino acids. The transcript is spliced from 8 exons. Gene Ontology annotation, cellular component: proteasome core complex. Gene Ontology annotation, molecular function: threonine-type endopeptidase activity.